Messenger RNA from Amoebophrya sp. A120, 1167 nucleotides. The record is from the annotation of a GenBank genome assembly. NCBI's taxonomy places the organism in Eukaryota, Dinophyceae, Syndiniales, Amoebophryaceae.
GGCCUUCCACGAAGAUGAUAAGCGAGAGCAGCAGGAGCUGCUGCCUCGCUUGCCGUCCACCUUGCCGCGCAAGAAGAACCAGGAGCAAGAUCCUCGCACCUCUCAGGGUUCACCUCUCGUAGAGGAAUUUUAUGCGAGCAGCAAUAGCGUGCUGAAUAGACGUAGAAGCGGAGAUGAACUCUCCACCAUGACAAUGUCUGACCACGUGGUUGGCGCAUUUGGGGCGGGCCGCGAAAUGAAAAAGCAGGAGGACGACCACGAGAUGGGGACUGCGAGCAGGAGCAAGGAAACUACUACCAAAAAGGCAAAGAAUCGGCCGCCGAUCAUCGAGGACCUUGAAGAUGAUCUCCAACGCCAGGAAGUAGAGAAAGAUUGUUCUUCCCAGGUCGACGUCAUCUCGUGCGAGCCGUGUGCUGUCGUUGAUGGUUCUAACACGACAAGUACGCCCAAUUUGUCGACGUCUAUUAGCCACGAUGCCCCGAGCUGGACAACAUCAACUACCGACAGCCAACACACCAAAAUAAAUCUUCGUCGCUCCUUUACUACUAUCAAAUGCAAAUAUGUCUGGGUCUGGAAACUUGUGAUGCUAAUACAUGCAUCACAAACUGAUUCUGAUACGCAGCCACGCAUGAGAAAUCGCGUUUUUGCAUGAAAGAGUUUUGGCGCUAUACCACAACAUGCAUCACAGAGUUCAGGGGUAUGCCAGUUCAGUAAUACAAAUCUCGCAAUCUUCCAGACCCAGACAUAUUAAUUUGCAAUUCAUAAGAAAGUACACGCUGUCCCUGCGGGUCCGCACUGCCGCUCGUUCGCACGCCGUUGCAGCAGCGCGACAAUAAGUGGGACGUGGAGAAUUUGCAAGACCGCCUCCGGCUCUUUGGCACUUGCAUCAACAGAAUCGGCGACGUGGACAUGCAAAAUAUCAUCUCGGUGUGCGAAAUCGCCACGCGCCCCUGUCCUCUCGGGUACGGCCAUCACCCUUUGAUUUCUCUUGGUCGCACGGACGCGUUUCUCCCGGGCAGUAACUAACGACCAGGGUUUAUCAACAGAUUGCAAAUGCAAUUGAUGUCAAGAAGAACAGUAACGCCCCUAAGGCCGCCAGCUGUUGAUGAGAAUGGAAAUCCCUAGAUUAUGCUCUACUGUUUCGUAGUGCGAAAAAUAGAAACUUCA